Peronospora matthiolae is the source of this 651-nucleotide messenger RNA. Lineage: Eukaryota; Oomycota; Peronosporomycetes; Peronosporales; Peronosporaceae. The record is from the annotation of a GenBank genome assembly.
AUGUACGAAGGGAUUGACAACCUGAAAUCCCUUUACGACCGUUCCAAGAAGACUUUCUUCGGCGGUCCUUCUGCGGCACAGGAUGUGUCGCGUCGUACUGCUCGACCAGACCCAGUACGUCAACCAUCAAUUGGGAGCGGGGCUCCCAAGAAUCCCAGGACGGGGGAUAGCCGCGCCACCGGACGAGGUAACUCGUCCGACGUCCGUUCACGUCGCGGUGGUUCAACAGCUGCUCUACUAGAUAGCGCUGGCCACCGCGAGAGUCCUCUAAUGGAGGUGGAGGAGGAGGAAAGACGCUCUCCACACGAUCAUGUGGAUCGGUGUGUUCCCGAGAGCAUCUUUGAUCGCGUAACGCAAGGGUUACGCGACGAUCUCGAGCAUGAGCGGAAUAGGCGUCUCCAGAUGUUGGACACUGCCUCGAAGCAUCGAGCUGAGUUUGCCUUUGCUCAGCUUGAGAACGAGAGAUCUCUGACAUCUCUUCGUGACGAGCUAAGGGUAGCUCGUGGGAUUGUUGAUCGGUCUCGGGCUGAGAUAACUGCUCUUCAGACCCUUGUUGAUGCCCACCAUCGGGAGCACAAGGCUCUCUGCGAGAUGCUUGAGCGCAAGGGCGUUCUUCAUCGGAAGAAGCAGCGUACUGAUGGUACGGCUUAA